Coturnix japonica (Japanese quail) is the source of this 2905-nucleotide messenger RNA. The record is from RefSeq and is a predicted model, not a curated record. Lineage: Eukaryota; Metazoa; Chordata; Aves; Galliformes; Phasianidae.
CCCGGGCGCUGCCGGAUUAACGGCGCGGUGUUGAGCUCAUUUCCGCCGGGCUCCGGGACGCUGCGGGAAAUGGAGGACGGGCCGGGCGCCAGGCCGGGCCUGCAGCUGCUGGGAACCGACGGGCCCGGCCUGGACUCGCUGCUGCUGCUGCUCAUGGCCCGAGUGCCGCCGCCGCCGCCGCGGGGCGCCCUGCCCGCCGUGCCCGCCGUGCCCGGGGGCGUCGUGCAGCCCGCAGAGCCCGCAGGCGGCAGCUCCCGGGCCGGGCUGUCCCGCUCCCUGCACCGGGCCGAGGCGAUGCUGCGCAGCUGCGUCAGCCCCGGGAUCCUCCGGCUGCGCGGGGCCCGGCCCGGCGGCUCCAACGCGUCCGACAGCGACGGGGAACCCGAGGAGCCCGACGGGGCCGGUAACGAUGCGGCCGAUGUGGAUGAUACGGACGAUGCGGAUGAUACGGACGAUACAGACGCUGCGCAGCUCCUGGCGGUGCAGGUUGAGCGGAGCUUCCAGGGGCUGCGUGGCUCGUUCCGCGCGUGGGAAAACCCGCGCACCGAGACGUUCCACGGCCACGUGCUGCCGCCGCCCGCCGCCGCCUUCUGCUUCCACGCCGCGCACCCACGCGUGGCCGAGCGCUGCGCCGCGCUGCACGCGCUGCUCCUGCACCGGCACCAGCUGCGCGUGGCCCGGAGCUACAGCCGCCGCCUCAAGGGCGGCUCCGACUUCGUCCGGCGGCUGCUGGGCCCGGAGCCGGAGCCGGAGCCGCGGGCGCUGCGGGCGCUGUGCGAGGAGCUGCGGGUUCACGCCGGGCACUGGGCCGCGCUGCGGCGGCGGAUGCGGGGCGACGCGUGGCUGCGGCCGCUGCUGCUGCGGCGGCACGAGGCGGUGCGGUACAUGCGGCGGGCGCUGCGGCUGCUGGCGCUGCAGGCGGCGCUGCUGCUCGAGCGGCGUUUGGAGGCGGCGCUGCGCGGGGCGAUGCGGGACGGGACCCCCCCGGCGCUGCUGGGCGACCUGUUCCGAGGCCUGGACACCUACAACCGCGCGCUGGGGGAGCUGGGCCCGGAGCCGCGCUGCGCUGCGGGGAUGCGGCCCCGCGCCUUCCCCCUGCGGCGGGUGCUGGCGCUGCUGGCGGCCGAGCGGGGCCGGCGGGCGGCCGAGAACCUCGCGCGGCUCCUGCGGCCCCGAGACGGCGGAUCCGCGGGGGAGGAGGAGGAGGAGGAUGCGGGGCGGGACCUCCCCGAGCAGCUGCGGGCGCUGUGCCUCGACGACGAGCGGCUCGUGGUCCCCGCGCUGCAGGUGCUGGUGGCCUCCGCCGACGGCCUUUGGCGCUCCGCCCUCGCCGUUCCCACCGGGAGCCCCGCGGCUCCGUCCCCGCGGCCGGGCUCGGCCCGCAAGGCGGUUCGCUGGCUGGACGCGACGCACGCGGCGGCGGCCGAGGCUCUGCACGCCCGGUACCGCCCGCUGUGCUGGGAGGCGGCCGGCGCCGCGCUGGGUCCUCGGCUGGAGCUGGCGGCCGGCGGGACGGGAAGCGCCGUCGGCGCCGCGCGGGAGCUGCAGCGGGCGCUCGGUGCCGGCCGCAUCCCCGCGGAGUGCGAGGAGGAGCUGGGGCGGCUGUGCCGGCGGCUGCAGUGCCGGGGCGCCCUGCUGGCCUGGCAGCGAGACUUCGCCCUGGCGCUGGGCUCGGGGCUCAGCGAUCGCUGCGCGGUGCCGGAGCUGUCGGACGGCGCGGCGCACAGCGGCACAGCGCGGCUCCUACAGCGGCUCUACCCGGCCCUGAGCUCCGCCCUGCGGAACCUGCCGGACGGUCCGGACGGCGGCCCCCCCGGCUCCCCCUGCCUGCGCCUGCAGCUGCUGGGCUGCUGCCUGGCCACGGCUCAGGCCUCGUGCUCCUGGCUGAUGGGCAAAGCCUUCCAGUACCUGGCCGCGUGGUCCCUGCCGCAGUUCCUGCUCGUCACGCAGGGAGACCUGCAGCUGCUGAAGGCCGAGACGGACGCGCUGCAGCUGCUGGUGAACGCGGCCUUCCCGGAGCCCGAGGGCGGCCCGCAGCACCUCGAGCCCCACCGGCGGCUGCGCUCCCACCACGAGAGGUGGCUGUGCCUGCAGAUCCGAUCCGCGGCCAACAGCAUCCAGGUACGGCCGCUGUUCGCGGGGGACGUGCUGAAGCUCUUCUCCACGGACUGCAAGCGGAUGUCGGCGGAGAUCUUCGAGCAGACCAUGCCGCUGGGCCGGCACUGGAGGCUCGGCCUCAGAGCCGAGCUGCCCAGCUCCCCCAGCGAAUACGCGGCGGCGGCGGCGCAGUCGGUGCUGGGCCAGGUGCUGCAGGGCGCCCAGCUGCUGCCCCGCGACUCGCAGGUGCCCACGUUGGCACGAGUGCUGACGGCGUUCGUGGAGGCGUGGAUGGAUCAUAUCCUGGCACGGAAGAUCAAGUUCAGCCUGCAGGGCGCUCUGCAGCUGCAGCGGGACUUCGCGCUGGUGCGGCAGCUGGUGCAGUGCGAGCAGUACGGGCUGGAGCCCGACACGCGGCAGGAGCUGCUGUCCCUGCGGAUCCUCCAGCAGAUGGACGGCGCCAUCCUCUGCCUCCUGCAGCAGCCCAGCGGAAAGGCCUAUCUGCCAUCCCACGGCUGGAGCUCCCUGCGGCACUGCUGUUCCAACCACGGUGGCCGCGCACAGGAGCUGGGCGCCAGCAGCCUGCACAGCCUGGACACCCUGGAGGCAGCGGGGCCCCCCCCGCCCGUUCCCGGCGCAGACGCCCCCGGCCGGUCCCGCGGCGCCCCCCCCGAGUCGUACCUGUCGGCCGGGCAGCAGCAGUGGUUGGCGCUGCGGCUGCACGGAGCGCGGCGCUGGCGGGUCCCGGGGCUGCCCUGCAUGGCCAAGAGCCCCGAGGGCUGAGCGCAAUAAAACCACGUGGCGCUGA